AUGAAAAUAAAUGAAUAUUUAAGACAAUCAAUUAUUAGAUUAUUUGAAUUAAGAGUAGAAGAUAUAAACACGUGUAUUGAAGUAGUUAAAAAAGAUAAAACAACAUUUUUAAAAGCAAUAGAAGUGGUAUUUAAAUACGCACCAGAAAGUUCAAUAGUUAUUUCAAAAUUGAUUAAAAGACUCAAAAAUGAAUUACCAGAUUUACACGAUAGUACACUUAAAAUACUAGAGAAAGAAGAGUUUGAAAGUGAUAUCAUUAAAAGUAAAGAAAUAUUUAAAAAUGUACUAAAUAACAAUUUGAAUGUUUUACCAGAAUCUCAGUUUAUUAUUUCUAACAUAUUUAAUAAUUUUCAAUUUAAUAAUUAUAUGAUUGUAAAGAGAUGUGCGUUUAUUGAAUCUAAAGAGAUUAUUAAAUAUUUAAAAACUUUUUUAAGUCACGAUAAUCUUUUAGUGGUUGUAAAAUUAUUUGAAAACAACACUAACUUUUUUAAUGAAUUGUACUUGAAUUACAAAGAAUUUACUGAUAAAAACUUAGUUAAAAUGUUAAUAUCUUUAAUAUUCAAUUCUUAUGAAUACAGUGAAAUAGAAGAUGAAAUGUUUGGAGAAAUGUUUGAUGUUGUUGGAUGUGAUUUUAUUAAAAAAAUUGGUGAUGAUAAAAUCAAGAGGUGUGGAAUUGCUUAUACUGAAUAUACACCCGAAAUAGAUUUAAGUAAUGUUUAUACAGAUCCUAACUAUUCAGGUGAAUUUAAAUUUGAUGAUUUUAUUCAAAUUGCUUCUAAAUCACCAGAACAUGCUUUAUUCUAUUUAGAAAAAUAUAAUAUUCCAAAUAAGGAAGUUGUAUAUCUUAAAUUAAAAGAAUUAUGUGGUGAAAGAUUUUAUGAAAUAAUUACUAAAUAA
Hepatospora eriocheir is the source of this 897-nucleotide messenger RNA. NCBI's taxonomy places the organism in Eukaryota, Fungi, Microsporidia, Hepatosporidae. The record is from the annotation of a GenBank genome assembly.